AUAGACACACCGACGCAGUUCCUCCGCUGACGGCGACGGAGGCUGCAAACGAAACGAAACGAAACGAAACGAAACUCAAACUCAAAUCUCAACUAACACACCACACAGCUUUCCAUUAUCCAAAACUAGUGAAGGUAUUCUAUAGUCCUUAUGGAGACGCAAUCGCAAGAAAAUUUAGAGCAUCCUCCCAAUGACGUACACAAUGAUGAAGCUUCGAACCACAGAGACAAUGAGCAACAGCAAGAUGUUUCCACGGAAGAGGUUGUGAAGGUUCUACAAGUUAUUGCAUCCACUGGGAGGUUCUGGCAUAAUUGGGAUAAGUUGAAGAGUAUGCUAUCAUUUCAGCUGAAGCAGGUAUUAUCAGAAUACCCUGAGGCAAAAAUGACAAGUGAGCAGCAAUAUGCUUCAUUAGGAGAAUCAUACACUGAGUUGGUCAACAAAUUGGAUGAAGCACUUGUUUGUUUCAUCGAAGGCCCUCCAUUUACCUUACAAAGGCUUUGUGAGAUCCUAUUGGGUGCAAAAAGCAUUUAUCCGAAUCUUUCAAAGCUUGCUUUAGCUCUUGAAAAGAACUUGUUAGUUACAUCUACCUUAACAAUCUGCACUGAUCCAUGCCCCCAAGCUACAGAAAAAGAGCCAGAUGACCAAGAGAAGGCUAGUGAAAAACAGCAGCAGCAGCAAACCGAUAGUACACAAAAUGGCAUUGAGCCUCUGGUGGUCGACAAGGAUGAAGUAAUGACUGAGGCUGAUACGGGUGAUGAUAUGACCAUUGACAUGGAAGCUUUUGAAGACGUGAAAUCAUCAGAAACAAAUUCUGAGCCUAAUGCUAAUAAUGCGUAAGCUUCAUGGUUAGUGUCCAUCUUUAUAUCCAUAAACUCUGAUGAGCUCAAAGAUUCGAAUGUUUCCUCCUGGUGAGCUCCAAAUGCUGUGAGGACAACUUGGACCUUGGUCAUUGCAGAGUGCUUUAAUCCCUGGUUUGGUAAUCAUUGGAGCUGGACAUUCACUUUAAAAUUAAAAUCAUAACAGUCUCUACUCUAUCUCUUGGAUGCUAUGCUUGUGUUGGUGGGACGAUAUUGAAUAGCUCAAUGUAGAUUUGCUUUUAAUUUAUGUUCUGAAGUUAUGUUCACAAACUUGUUCAUGAACUUCUGCAUCCUCCUUCUCAUGCCCUUUGCAGUGGGUAUGGUAGUAUCUGGCUCGCAUUUUGGGUGUGCAAGAGAUUAAAUGUGCAGCUCGCGGUUUCAGUCCAACUGAAAGCGGUUUGCACCUGGUAAUAUCUCGUAUAGAUAUAUUGGAGUCUGAGCUCGAAAAUGAGCUGGUGUGACAAAUUGAGCUAGGUCGUGUGUGCGUUGAGCGUUUUGAGAUUUUGGACCAAAACAUGUCUCAAGUCUUAACUACAGGCAAAACACAAAUUUGGAAAGAGUUAAUAAAAAUUGGUCAAAUUUUAC
Messenger RNA from Abrus precatorius (Indian licorice), 1442 nucleotides. Its product is annotated as serine/threonine-protein phosphatase 4 regulatory subunit 2. The transcript has 8 exons. The record is from RefSeq and is a predicted model, not a curated record. Gene Ontology annotation, cellular component: protein phosphatase 4 complex; nucleus; cytoplasm. Lineage: Eukaryota; Viridiplantae; Streptophyta; Magnoliopsida; Fabales; Fabaceae. The coding region runs from base 151 to 837 and encodes 228 amino acids. Gene Ontology annotation, molecular function: protein phosphatase regulator activity. Gene Ontology annotation, biological process: protein dephosphorylation.